Xenia sp. Carnegie-2017 is the source of this 610-nucleotide messenger RNA. Its product is annotated as small nuclear ribonucleoprotein F. The record is from RefSeq and is a predicted model, not a curated record. Gene Ontology annotation, biological process: spliceosomal snRNP assembly; mRNA splicing, via spliceosome. Lineage: Eukaryota; Metazoa; Cnidaria; Anthozoa; Malacalcyonacea; Xeniidae. The transcript has 4 exons. Gene Ontology annotation, cellular component: U1 snRNP; catalytic step 2 spliceosome. Gene Ontology annotation, molecular function: RNA binding. The coding region runs from base 198 to 461 and encodes 87 amino acids.
GUCCAGUCCUCGUUGUGUUGACAUCGUUUUUUCAUCGUUGUGAAGUGAAUUGUUGAUUUUUUUGUUUAAUCUGUUCCUGUUGGCUGUAGUUGUUGCUGCGAAUCAUUGAAUACUGUUGCACAUCUUUAUUAAUAAGCUCUUUUUUUGAACACGAUACUUUUCGGCUGUGAUAAAUACUAAAAAAAACCUCGUUCAUCAUGGCGACUAUGCCUUUGAACCCCAAACCAUUUUUAAAUGGGCUGACUGGUAAACCUGUAAUGGUUAAGUUAAAAUGGGGCAUGGAGUAUAAAGGAUAUCUGGUUUCUGUAGAUGGAUAUAUGAAUCUACAGUUGGCUAAUACAGAGGAAUUUAUCGAUGGUGCUUUAACUGGUAACCUAGGAGAAGUUCUGAUAAGAUGUAAUAAUGUGCUUUAUGUGCGUGGAAUUGAAGACGAGGAAGAAGAUGGUGAAAUGAAAGAUUGAAAAAGAUGUAUGCCAUUGAUAGAACACAUCAAGCAUAUUGUGGUAAUAACAAUUGGAUUUAGUACUGUUAGUCAAACAAAUUUCUUUAUGGUUUUUCAACUAUUUAGAGAAGUAUUAAAGAUUAUGUAUCAUUGUUUUACAUAAAAAAA